AUGGUUAAAGCAAGCAACUCUGUGCGAAUCGCAUACAGAUGCUGGCUUUGCAUAAGUGAAGGUGGGUUGGUUCUAGCCUCGCGAGCCCCUCGAUUCACGUCUGACCUUAAUUACACAGGGGCGGCACCGUUAUCGAGUCAUGCUUUCACUUCAUUCUUAGAUUAUUGGACAUCUGAUAUCAACGAUACUAUCUAUCUCCAACUGAGCGCACCGUCUCAUACAAAAUGGAUAGCACUCGGCCAGGGCGAGCGAAUGGCAGGGGGGAGAAUCUUUCUCAUCUACGCUUCGCCUGAUGGCAGCAUUACUCUCUCGCCACGAAAGGCAUUUGGUCAUCUUGACGUCUUCUAUGAUCCCAAUAUCCAGGCCCAUCUUCUUGAAGGUUCUGGGAUCCAUGACGGUGUGAUAACAGCAAACAUCCGUUGCGACAACUGCAUGCACUUAGAUAACGGGGAUAGCCUAAUGGGAAGCUCUAGCUCUUGGGGUUGGGCUAUAUGCCAUGGAUAUCCAUUGGUGUCCUCGGAUGUUGCUGUGAAGAUCCAUAAGCAUGAUGUUCACGGUAGCUUCACCCUAAAUAUGACCAAAGCCAUUGGCGGCAAUUCGACGAAUCCAUUUCUCGACAUGACAUACCCACGUCACGAUGUCACCCUUUUCUCAAAACAGCAUGUGAUUGAUGAUGCUUUGCUUUACAGAAAACGUGUUGCACAUGGUGUAAUGACGCCAAUUGCUUUCGUUCUGAUGUUCCCCGGCUUUGGGCUUCUCUUGCAAAUAUACCCUUCUCGCCACACCGUUCUGUGGAUGCAUGCUCCUAUGCAAAUAAUUGCAGCUUGUGUGGCAUUGAUUGGACUUGGAUUUGGAGUCUCCGUAUCUAUGGAUCUCAAACUGUCCAACGGCUACCAUCCGACUAUAGGUUAUGUUUUGGUCGGUGUUGUCGUCCUUAUCCAACCUGUCAUAGGGGUUGUGCAGCAUCUGCAUUUCCUAAGAUCGGGGGGAACCACCAUCUACGGUGUCUUACACCGCUGGUUCGGGCGCCUAUUGUCUGCCAUUGGCAUCGUCAAUGGUGGAAUGGGUUUUUACUACGCGUAUCAGCAUACUGAGGAUAUCCCACCAAUUCCACCGAUAAUAUACGGCAUGGUCUGCGGAGGAGUAUGCAUCUUAUAUGUCUUUGUGGUCAUGUGGCGUAGGGAGAAGAAGAAAUCGCAGGCUGUCAUCGCUAAUUUGCAGACUGAGUUCUUCCAGAACAGGAGGGAUUUGGAGCAAGCUAGUGACAAGCUUGACAGUGCGCGAGCGAAAUCUGUUGAAUCUAGCAGUAUCUCUGAGAAGAAGUGGUGA
Messenger RNA from Aspergillus oryzae RIB40, 1329 nucleotides. Its product is annotated as cytochrome and DOMON domain-containing protein. Lineage: Eukaryota; Fungi; Ascomycota; Eurotiomycetes; Eurotiales; Aspergillaceae. The transcript has 3 exons. Bases 1 to 1329 code for a protein of 442 amino acids. The record is from RefSeq and is a predicted model, not a curated record.